UUUGAGUGCAAGAAAAUGGCAGACGCCAGUAUUUCAGUAGAUCAGUUCAGCUGUUCAGUGUGUCUUUAUCAUCUGAAGGAACCAGUGACUACUCCCUGUGGACACUGUUAUUGUAAGGUGUGUAUUAAUGGCUUCUGGGAUGAGGGAGAACUGAGGAGGGUCUACAGCUGCCCCCACUGUAGAGAGACUUUCACUCCAAGGCCUGCUCUACGCAGAAACAACAUGCUGGCUGAAGCAGUGGAGAAACUGAAGAAGACUGAACUCCAAGGUGAAUCUCCUGCUCACUGUUACGCUGGACCUGGAGAUGUGGAGUGUGAUUUCUGCACUGGAAGAAAACACAAAGCAGUCAAGACCUGUCUGGUGUGUCUGGCCUCCUACUGUGAAGAUCAUCUUCAACCUCACUAUCAGUCCCAGGCUUUUAAGAAGCACAAGUUGGUUGAAGCCUGUGCAGAGCUUAAAGAGAAGAUCUGCUCUGAGCACGACAAACUGAUGGAGAUCUACUGUCGUACUGACCAAAGCUUCAUCUGUUAUCUGCAGAGGGAUGAACACAGAGGCCAUGAUACUGUUGCUGCUAGAGCAGAAAGAACUGAAAAACAGAAUGAGCUAAUGGCGGAGCAGACAAAAUCCCAGCAGAGGAUCCAGGAGAAGCAGAAGAAGGUGCAGGAGCUGAAACAGGCCGUGGACACUAUUAAGAGGCGUUCACAGGCAGCAGUAGAUGACAGUGAGAGGAUCUUUACUGAGCUGAUCAGCUCCAUGGAGAAAAAGCGCUCGGAGGUGAAGGAGCUGAUCAGAGCUCAGGAGAAAGCUGAACUGAGUCGAGCUGAACGACUCCUGAAGCAACUGGAGCAGGAGAUUGCUGAUCUUAAGAGGAGAGUCACUGAGAGUUUCCCGUCUCUCUGUGUUUCUCCUGGAUGUGAGAACUCACCCAGCACCACUGUCAAUCAACAUCUCUCAUUUGAUGGAAUGAGGAAAUCUCUCUCAGAUCUGAAAACACAAGCUGAGCAAAUCUCUGCAGCAGUUCAGAUGAUUUUACCCUCAGAACUGAAGAGCAGAGAGGACAUUCUGCAGUAUUUCUGUUAUCUGACUCUGGAUCCCAACACAGUACAUCGUCGACUCAUUCUGUCUGAGCAGAACAGAUCGGUGACAUGCAGUGGGGCAGAACAGCAAUACUGUGAUCAUCCAGAGAGAUUUAAUUUCUGGGAACAGGUGUUGUGUAAGGAGAGUGUGUGUGGACGCUGUUACUGGGAGGUGGAGUGGAGCAGUAAGAAAUGGGUGUACAUAUCAGUCUCAUAUAAAGAGCUCAGCAGGAAAGAAAAGGGUAAUGAGUGUGGGUUUGGACGCAACAGUCAGUCUUGGAGUCUGGAGUGUUCUCCCUCUUCUGUCUCCUUCUGGCACAAUGACAUUAAGACUGUGGUCCGAGGUUCAGUGUCCUCCAGAAUAGGAGUGUAUGUGGAUCACAGUGCAGGAACUCUGUCCUUCUACAGCGUCUCUGACACAAUGACGCUGCUACACAGAGUCCAAACAACAUUCACUCAUCCUCUAUACGCUGGGUUUUAUAUAUGGAGUUACGACUCAACUGUGAGGUUAUGCGAUCCAAAAUGAAAUGUUGGUAAAAGUGUUUAGUAAAAUUAUAACUGAGGUGUCAGAUUUAAUCUCUAGUUAGAAUGGCAAUUUUGUAUGCAGAAACUGUAAUGCUAAUUAUUUAUUAUUUUCUAAAUGAAUCUAUUCACACACACACAUUAUAUAUGUAGUAUGUUUCUAGAAAAAAAUGUUAUCAAACAGAGUGUUUAACUGCAGAUUUAUUAUACUGAUAUGAAAGAUCUACAAUGUCUCAUAAAUUCAGUUUUGGUUUUAGCAAAGACUGUUUCUUCAGAAAUAAUAAAACUUACUGAAACUGCUGUGUCGUUCUGUGUUGCUGGUGG
Molecule: messenger RNA, 1922 nt
Organism: Pangasianodon hypophthalmus (striped catfish)
Lineage: Eukaryota; Metazoa; Chordata; Actinopteri; Siluriformes; Pangasiidae
Product: E3 ubiquitin/ISG15 ligase TRIM25-like
Exons: 7
Coding region: 16-1602 (528 amino acids)
Molecular function (GO): protein binding; zinc ion binding
Source: RefSeq, a predicted model, not a curated record